This is a messenger RNA of Vitis riparia (riverbank grape), 1753 nucleotides long. RefSeq names its product ammonium transporter 1 member 3. The record is from RefSeq and is a predicted model, not a curated record. Gene Ontology annotation, biological process: ammonium transmembrane transport; ammonium homeostasis. The transcript has a single exon. Gene Ontology annotation, molecular function: ammonium channel activity. Lineage: Eukaryota; Viridiplantae; Streptophyta; Magnoliopsida; Vitales; Vitaceae. The coding region runs from base 164 to 1561 and encodes 465 amino acids. Gene Ontology annotation, cellular component: membrane.
UUUUGAGUCUUGCUUUACCGGUCCACAUACAGUUCAAAAGAAGUAUUAACUACCAUUCAAAUGUACCUAUCCAACCAUCUUCUUCCUUACUCCUCUAUCCCCUACCUAUCCAACCAUUCAAAUGUAUUGACCAGCCAUUUUCCUCUCUCUCUCUCAAACAGUGAUGGAGGUCUCAUGGGAAGCAAGUGUUACAGAUUCCAUCAAUACGGUUUAUCUUCUCUUUUCAGCUUACUUGGUCUUUGUGAUGCAGCUUGGGUUUGCCAUGCUCUGUGCUGGCUCAGUCCGAGCCAAGAACGCCAUGAACAUCAUGCUCACCAAUGUGGUCGACGCCGUCGUCGGCAGCAUCUCCUACUACUUCUUUGGCUUCGCCUUUGCCUUUGGCUCUGGCUCCGCCUCCAACCCCUUCAUUGGCACCGACUAUUUCGCUCUCAAAGACAUCCCUAAUUCCACCUACGACUACAGCUACUUCCUCUACCAGUGGGCUUUCGCCAUAGCCGUGGCUGGCAUCACCAGCGGCUCCAUCGCUGAACGCACCCAGUUCAGCGCCUAUCUGAUCUUCUCCUUCUUCCUCACUGGCUUUGUCUAUCCUGUCGUGGUCCACUGGCUCUGGUCUUCCAACGGGUGGCUCAGCCCCAGCUCGAGCAACCUCCUGUUUGGUUCCGGCGCAAUCGACUUCGCCGGAAGCGGCGUUGUCCAUUUAGUGGGCGGAAUCGCCGGAUUAUGGGGUGCCUUCAUUGAAGGCCCACGGGUCGGGCGGUUUGAUGCAUUUGGUAAACCCGUACCCAUGCGAGGUCACAACGCCACUCUAGUGGUGCUUGGCACAUUCUUGCUGUGGUUCGGGUGGUUUGGGUUCAACCCAGGUUCAUUCGACAAAAUCCUCGUCUCCUACCCAACCACUACCGACCAAGGUAACUGGACCGCCGUGGGCCGCACAGCAGUGACCACAACACUGGCUGGUUCAGCUGCCGGAAUUGCUACCUUGUUCGGCCGGCGACUGAUAGUGGGUCACUGGGACGCACUGGAUGUUUGCAAUGGGGUUCUGGGUGGGUUUGUGGCCAUCACAUCAGGCUGCUCCGUGGUCGAGCCAUGGGCUGCAAUUGUAUGCGGGUUCUUCUCAGCCUGGGUCCUGAUUGGUCUCAACAUCCUGGCCCUGAAACUCGGCUUUGAUGACCCAUUAGAGGCGACCCAGUUGCAUGGUGGGUGUGGAGCCUGGGGUUUGAUCUUCACUGGCUUGUUUGCAAAAGAGGAGUUUGUGGUUCAAGCCUAUGAUUCAGGGGAGAGUGGGGUGGUGAGACCAUAUGGGUUGUUCAUGGGUGGGGGUUGGGGCUUGAUUGGAUGCCAGGUGGUUGAGGUUUUGGCGAUCAUAUGCUGGGUCAGUAUCACAAUGGGCCCACUUUUCUACGCUCUGCAUAAGCUUAAAAUAUUGAGGAUAUCCACUGAGGAGGAGGUUGCAGGGCUUGACAUCUCCAGCCAUGGUGGCUACGCCUACGUUGCCCACCCAGACGAGGGUCAUCCUCGGUUUUAUGCGGACUACAUGAGGUUGCAAGAUCAGAGAACUUGACUAUGAUGUGUGGUUUUUCAGGUUUUUAUCAAGGCUUGCAAAAUUGUCUGCUAAAUAGCCAAAUUGGCCAAAAUUCUUCAUCAUUUUUUCCAGUGAAGUUGUAAGUUCCUCAAAUUGAACAUUGUUUUGCCCUUCCAUGCAAAACCACAUUCAUUAACAGUACAUUGCUGAAGGCAUGUACUUUGUCUGCAA